UACACCCGCAAUCGUAUAUAUAGUCGACAGACCACGAUCAAUAAUCAUCAUUCAAUCCAACAUCGUCCAACCAUCAACAUUCAACAUGAUGAAAAUCGCUACAGCUCUUGCCAUAUUGGUGGUCGCAGCACUUGUCAGUGCCGACGCAUCCAAAGAUGCUACUAAGAAGGCGGCCAACAAAGAAAAAAGAUUCGCUGACUUUGGAUACGGACUGUCUGGUCUGGGAUACAAAUCAGGUCUCAGUUACGGUUCCGGUCUCGGCUACAGCUCCGGUCUAGGCUACGGAUCCGGUCUUAGCUACGGCUCCGGUCUGGGCUACAGCUCUGGAUUGAAAUACGGUUCCGGUCUCGGCUACAGCUCCGGAUUGGGAUACAGCUCCGGUCUUGGCUACGGAUCCGGUCUGAGCUACGGCUCGGGUCUGGGCUACAGCUCUGGUUUGAAAUACGGUUCCGGUUUGGGACUGUCAUCUGGCUUGGGAUACUCCAGCGAUGCUGUCGUCACCUCUGCCGCCCCGGCACCGACCACCGGUCCCCUGAUCCCGAUCUCCAAGGAAGUGCACAUCGUCAACCGUCACGCUCAACCAGUGUCCGCCCCGUACCCAGUGCCAGUUCAACACGACGUGCCAGUCGCCGUACCACACCCCGUGCCUUACGCAGUCGACACCCCAUACCCAGUCAAAGUACCCGCCCCAUACCCAGUUCCAGUCGAAAGACCAGUCCCGUACGCAGUCGACAGGCCAGUUCCUCAUCCAGUAGCCUCACCAUACCCAGUUCCAGUAGUUCACGAUGUUCCCGUGCCCGUAUCCAAACCGUACGCUGUUCCAGUAGUCAAACAAGUUCCAGUACCGGUAGCCAGCCCAGUCGUCGUACACCAAUCAACCCCAUUGAUCGCAUCCAGCUACAGCUCUGGACUUGAAACGUCUGCCAUCGGUGCCAGUUACGGUUCCGGUUACGGUUACGGUUCUGGUUACGGUUCUGGUUACGGUUACGGUUCCAGCUACGGACUAUCGUCCUACGGAUCUGGCAGCCACUACAGUGGAUCUCUGGGAUACAGCAGCGGAGACUUGUACGGCCAUGAACACAGUUUCGACUACAAGAAAUAGAACUUUCAACGCGACUCCCACCCAGCCCGACAAAAACGAAUCUUCUAGAUCUUUCUUUUAUACCGUGUAUAUUUUUAUAGACAAUUUUUCUUUUUAUAUUUAAAAUAUUGUUAAUAACCAAAAGUUGUUAACUAAAAUAAAUAUUUUUAUUUGUUUCCAUA
This is a messenger RNA of Rhopalosiphum maidis (corn leaf aphid), 1263 nucleotides long. RefSeq names its product zinc finger protein 512B-like. Bases 86 to 1102 code for a protein of 338 amino acids. The transcript has 2 exons. The record is from RefSeq and is a predicted model, not a curated record. Lineage: Eukaryota; Metazoa; Arthropoda; Insecta; Hemiptera; Aphididae.